CCUAGACUCACCACUCAUACAUCUUGGGAAAAGAAUGGCCACUUCGUGGGGGGUAGUCUUCUUCAUGCUGGUGGCAUCCUGCGUUUGUACCACUAUCUUCUACAGAGACCAACAGACUUGGUUUGAAGGUGUCUUCCUGUCUUCCAUGUGCCCCAUCAAUGUCAGUGACAGCACAUUAUAUGGAAUUAUGUUUGAUGCAGGGAGCACUGGCACAAGAAUUCACGUUUACACAUUUGUGCAAAAAAUACCAGGACAGCUUCCAAUUCUGGAAGGGGAAAUUUUUGAUUCUGUGAAGCCAGGACUUUCUGCUUUUGUAGAUCAACCUAAGCAGGGUGCUGAGACUGUUCAAGGACUCUUAGAGGUGGCCAAAGAUUCAAUCCCCCGAAGUCACUGGAAAAGGACCCCAGUGGUUCUGAAGGCAACAGCAGGCCUGCGCUUACUGCCAGAACAGAAAGCCCAGGCUCUACUUUUUGAGGUAAAAGAGGUCUUCAUGAAGUCACCUUUCCUGGUACCAGAUGACAGUGUUGGCAUCAUGGAUGGAUCCUAUGAAGGCAUAUUAGCUUGGAUUACUGUGAAUUUUCUGACAGGUCAGCUACAUGGUCACAGCCAGGAGACUGUGGGGACCCUGGACCUGGGGGGGGCCUCCACCCAAAUCACGUUCCUGCCCCAGUUUGAGAAAACCCUGGAACAAACCCCGAGGGACUACCUCACUUCCUUUGAGAUGUUUAACAGUACUUAUAAGCUCUACACACAUAGUUACUUGGGAUUUGGAUUGAAAGCUGCAAGACUAGCAACCCUGGGAGCCCUGGAAACAGAAGGGAUUGAUGGACUCACUUUCCGAAGUGCCUGCCUGCCAAGAUGGUUGGAAGCAGAGUGGAUCUUUGGGGGUGUGAAAUACCAGUAUGGUGGCAACCAAGAAGGGGAGGUGGGCUUUGAGCCUUGCUAUGCUGAAGUGCUGAGGGUGGUCCAAGGCAAACUACACCAGCCAGAGGAGAUCAGGAGGAGCUCCUUUUAUGCUUUCUCUUACUAUUAUGAUCGAGCUGCUGACACAGACUUGAUUGAUUAUGAAAAGGGGGGUGUUUUAAAAGUUGAAGAUUUUGAAAGAAAAGCAAGGGAAGUAUGUGAUAACUUGGAGAACUUCACCUCGGGCAGUCCUUUCCUGUGCAUGGACCUCAGUUACAUCACAGCCUUACUGAAGGAUGGCUUUGGCUUUGCAGACAGCACUGUUUUACAGGUUCCGUGUGCUCCGUCUGUCUUCCGUCCAGUGACCCCUGUGGGAAUCGUCAUGUCCUGGUGUCCUCAGUCUUCUGUCCUGCCGUCUGUCAUUAUGUCAUCUGCUGCGCCCCUGUAGUCUGGGACAGCUGUACUCCCAAUGUCCCUCUUCCCUGCAGGGAGCACACUGACUCCUCCCUAGGGGUUCCCAUCUCCUGGGGUCACGCCUCAGUCUGUUACUGUUUUCCUGAAGCCCUGUCCUGUGCUCUCUUUGUAUGAAAACUGUCGCAGGUCUUGGUCUCCUAUCCUCUAUUAUUAUAAACCUGGAAUGCCAAGUCCACUACCUGGGAUGGACUCAUCUCUGCGAUGCCGUCCACCUUUGCUAACUUUUUCCAUAUGUCUGUGUAAGGUCGAGGCCAGGGCAGAGAUGGGCUUCAGAGGGGAGUACUUGAAACUGCUGCCACCUGUAUCCUAGGAGCCAGCUCUGCCCGGUUUGCACGGGCCCUGAUAAGCAGAGUUGAAAGAACAACCAGUUCUGAGAGAAAAAACUUCUUUGAAAAGCAACUUCAACUCCUCAUUCUCCACCUCCCUCCAAGGCCAGACCCUGCCCUAUAAAAGCUUGCCCUUAUCCCCCAAUGGGUGCGACUUCUCCGACACCCCAGGGGGUAGGCAAACCUUGCCUGCCUGUGAACACAAUAAAUUUCUUGCCUGUGAGAAACUUAGCCUGGCUUUCCUUUUCUUUUUCUUUUUCUUUAUUUUAAAAGAUUGAUUUAUUUAUGCAUACCAGAGCCAGGGUACAGGCCAGAGAUGCGG
Messenger RNA from Talpa occidentalis (Iberian mole), 2025 nucleotides. It is a transcript of the gene ENTPD5, whose product is annotated as ectonucleoside triphosphate diphosphohydrolase 5 (inactive). Gene Ontology annotation, biological process: nucleoside diphosphate catabolic process. The transcript is spliced from 13 exons. Gene Ontology annotation, cellular component: membrane. The record is from RefSeq and is a predicted model, not a curated record. Bases 35 to 1351 code for a protein of 438 amino acids. Lineage: Eukaryota; Metazoa; Chordata; Mammalia; Eulipotyphla; Talpidae. Gene Ontology annotation, molecular function: UDP phosphatase activity; GDP phosphatase activity.